AAAUAAGAUAUGAAGGAUCUGGAGUAUCGAGUACCCUCACCUCACUACCUCAGACUGACACUGGAAGACAGAGCUCUCUGUCUGAACAAUUUUGACGACCCUAUCCUCACAUCCACCAGACUCUGUGUCCAACCAAGCCUGUCUGAUGAAUUAAUCACAGCUGAACUUCAUGAAGCCAAAUCUGCAAUGGAAAGGAAAUCUAAUGAUAUGCAGUAUAGAGGAAAUUCUGGCUUAACCAUUCUUUCAGGGGAGGAAACCAGCACUUCAGAGGAGGAAGAUGAGGAGGAAAAAGAGUUCCACAUAGAUUCCCCUGUAAUAGGAGGGGCACAUGGACCAGUCAUCACCAAAUGGUUACAACGCCAUUUUUUGAUUCAACCAAACAACACCUUGAGUCGAGGUGAGAUAUAUCGGGCAUAUAUCGAACACUGUCAAAGGAACAACUUAACUCACUGUAAUCCGGCCACAUUUGGUAAGGUCCUGCGAUCAGUGUUCCCCGACAUCAAAACAAGAAGGAUAGGGACAAGAGGAAACUCCAGAUACCAUUAUUGUGGCAUAGGCAUUAAACUUAAGACAGUGCGGGACAAUGAAAUUGAAGAAGAUAUUACUUCAAUAAGUGAAACAUCAAACAUUGUGGUGGAACAUUCUCAAGAGUUAUUGCCCUUGCUACACAGUUUCCCUACCUGUAAAGACCUUGGACUGCCAGAAACGGAGAAUCAAGUGGUGGAGGAGUUUCUUGAUUUGACAUACAGAUGGCAUGCAGUGAGAAUUCUUGACUGUAUUCUUAGAGCUGAGUUUUAUCAGAUCAAGGAUAUAAUAUGUGAAUUCUGGAGAUCAGUGCCCAUCUCAACACUAAGUGCUUUGUCAGUGCCUCUGGUGGUUGCAGCAAUAGAAAGAUGUGAUCAAAUCCUCUACAGAACCAUCAACGGCAUUCUCUUACCUCAAAUCUUAACUCUGCUUCCAACAGGACUUAUGCUGACAUUGAAGAACUUUGUAAAAAAUCUCCUGUACUGGCAUCAACAUGGAUUGGACAGCAUUCCUCCAGUCAUAAAAUAUGCUAAAAUCAGAGCUUGUCAUCAAUUCAAGACAAGUUUUAUGAGACAGAUUCAGAUAAACCACAUGAGCAUCACUGCUAACAUAGUAGUGAUGAGUCCUAACAUAGCUAGGACAAUCCAGUGGGGCUGGCGCCUGUUACAACAAUCUCUCAGAAACAACCCCUUACUCUGCUCCCAAGAUUCUGCAGGCCAAGAAUUACUUGCUCUGUUCUUGCAGGAAUAUGGCAGUCUUUGGGACAGUUCUUGCUCACUCUCUCAGCAUUUGAAUUGGGUGGAGAGUGUUGUCUUGAAAAGCAUGGAAAAGAUAACACGCCUUUCACAGAAUAAACCCAGACUAAGGGGAGAACUGGUCCGGCAGUUAGUGCUGGAGUGGGCUUUCAUCUGCACCCAGAUUCUCAAAAUACUGACAUUUAUCAGCCCUUCUGCUUUAGGACCACUACAGUUGCUGGAAAUGUUAUAUAGAGAUUAUAUGCUUUUUCUGCUGGAAAGAUGGGAUGUCCAUUUGUUGAAAUGACAGCUAGUCUAGGUGUUAUUGUAAAAAUAUUCAUGUACUUUAUAAUUAUGUUUAGAAAGAACUCCUUUAUUUUUGUAGUGAAUUUAUACCAAAUGAAUCCGCAAUAUCUUCUGUUUAAUUAUUUAACUUUUUAAGAAUAAAUACAUGAAUAUGU
Molecule: messenger RNA, 1720 nt
Organism: Saccostrea echinata
Lineage: Eukaryota; Metazoa; Mollusca; Bivalvia; Ostreida; Ostreidae
Product: transcription factor RFX4-like
Exons: 13
Coding region: 10-1566 (518 amino acids)
Biological process (GO): regulation of transcription by RNA polymerase II
Molecular function (GO): RNA polymerase II cis-regulatory region sequence-specific DNA binding; DNA-binding transcription factor activity, RNA polymerase II-specific
Source: RefSeq, a predicted model, not a curated record